Molecule: messenger RNA, 1428 nt
Organism: Sclerotinia trifoliorum
Lineage: Eukaryota; Fungi; Ascomycota; Leotiomycetes; Helotiales; Sclerotiniaceae
Source: the annotation of a GenBank genome assembly
AUGAUUGAUGCGACCGAGGUGGGCUAAAGCCGACCCAAGUCGGGUCGACUUUUUUUGGGUUUACUUAAAGUCGAGAUCUUAAGGUCGAGAUUUUUUGUAUUUUUUAUUCAUUUGCUUCUAUUUUUUGGAUCUCGAUUUCUCCUAAAGUCGCGAAGAUGCCGAAUCUUAAAAUCACUACCCUUCUCGGCCCUCUACUUCUCCAAGGCGUACAAGCCUCAUUAUACGGAGAAAGUAGUCUCAACCACACCUGCGAAUUGAGUAAGUACUGAGCACCCCUUCACAAUCGCAUCAACAAAACACCUAACAAAACAUAAGAAACACCCUAUCUCUCCUGUUCCAAAAAUGCCACUCCGGACCUGACCGAUUCCUGCUGUACGGAAACAUUCGGCGGUCUACUCCUCAGCACCCAGUUUUGGGAUACGUAUACGGGGCGUGAAGCAGAGGGUCAAUUGUUACCUCAGAAUUCGUGGACGUUGCAUGGGCUUUGGCCGGAUUUUUGUAAUGGCUCUUAUACGCAGUAUUGUGAUUUGAGGUUUGUUUAUCCUAUGCAAUUGCAAACUUCUCGGGUGCGGGACUAAAGCUGAGGAUAUCUAGUCGUCAAUAUGAUCCUGAGCCCUCUCCUAAUACCACCACUGGGACGUCGAGCGGUACUCCCGUGCCUCCUUAUACCGGCAAACCCAUUUCGGAUAUUAUUCAGCAAUAUGGAAAAUAUGAUCUUCUCGCAUACAUGAACAAGUACGUAUAGACUCUCUCCUCGGCCCAUCUGCUCCUUCGCACAAAACUAACCCUCACAACCUAGAUACUGGAUCGCGCAAUUAACACCUAAUUGGCACCUCUGGGCCCACGAAUUCUCCAAACACGCAACCUGCUUCUCCACCUUCGAUACCCCCUGCUACGGACCCUUCUUUAACCAAACUCCCCACGCAGAUCUCAUCUCCUUCUACACCACCGCCCUCUCCUACUACUCUACACUCCCUACCCAUACUUUCCUCUCCAGACACCAUAUUAUACCCUCAAAUACAACUACCUACACACUAUCUGCUCUGCAGUCAGCAUUGAAGAAGGAAUCUGGUGCAGUACCUUAUUUAGGAUGUUCGGGGCCGAAAUUCAAUGCUACGGUUGAGGGCAAGGGGAGUUUGGAUGAUGGACAUACGGUGGUUAAUGAGGUGUGGUAUUAUUUUUAUGUGCUGGGGCGUGUGCAGGAUGGAAGGAGGGUACCCGUGGGUGCGGAUGUCAAUGGGGGGAGUAUUAGUAGUUGUGCUACUACGAAGGGAGCGUUGAGGUAUUUGGAGCGGAGUGAGGGGUCUGUGAGAGAGGGGAGUGGAAAAUAUGGAUUAGAGGGGGUUUUGGGAUCAUGAUGUGAUGUGAUGUAAUUUUAGGAUAUUGUAUAUGUAUAUAUGUAUAUGGAUGGCAUAGUAUAUAAGUUAA